CGCGCCUUACAAAUCGAAAUCUCGAGAAGCAAAAAAUUUCGAGAUUCUACGAAAGACAACAACCCUAUUAUAACGAGAUGAAGGUUCUUACGAAGGAACAGGAAGAGGAACACUACCAAGCUGCCCUCAAGGCUGGUGCCAAGGGUGGGUUGGUCUGGACUGGUGUCGCGUUGGCUGGAUGUGCUGUUGCGCAAAGAUAUGUUCCUUCGUUCAAGAACUGGACGUUGCCCCUGAAGGCAUUCAUCGUGACUUCCAUCGGUACCGCCGGUGUCGUUAUCGUUGGAGAGAAGGGCUCCCGCCAAUACGAAAUCUCUCAGUGGGGCGAACUCCCCCCCGAGGACAAGAUCGACUACUCCAACCUCUCUUUCAGCCAAGCAACCCUCCGCUGGGCCAUCGAGAACAAAUACAAAAUCGUGCUCGGAGCUUGGGUCCUCUCCAUGGCCGGCUCCCUCGGUUUCGUCUGGCAAAACCGAUACCUCUCCUCCUCGCAGAAACUCGUGCAAGCUCGUAUGUAUGCUCAGGGUCUCACUCUGGCUGUUUUGUUGGCGAGUGCGUCGAUUGGGGUGAAUGAUUCGUAUGAGGAUAAGGGGCGGGACGUGACGAUCCCUGACCCGGCGAAUCCGGGGAAGACGAUUACGAUUCAUGAGGGGAAGGAGAGUUAUCCGGGGGAGAAUGAUUGGCAGGUUGCGGUUGCGCAGGAGGAGGCGAAGUUGAAGGCUCAGGGGAAGAUGAAUGAGAAGGGCCAAUUGAUUAACAAGGAUGGAUCUGUUAAGCAGUUGUAGACGCCUACUGUACGUGAUCCGCGAGGUGGAGGCUCAAAUGCCGGUGGUAUGGGGCGUG
Molecule: messenger RNA, 840 nt
Organism: Saitoella complicata NRRL Y-17804
Lineage: Eukaryota; Fungi; Ascomycota; Saitoellomycetes; Saitoellales; Saitoellaceae
Exons: 3
Coding region: 78-782 (234 amino acids)
Biological process (GO): mitochondrial respiratory chain complex IV assembly
Cellular component (GO): mitochondrial inner membrane
Source: RefSeq, a predicted model, not a curated record